AUGUUUGAAAAUAAUAAAGAUAAUUCAAAUGGGAUUGAGACUGUAAGCCUUUCUGCUUCUAAUUGUGAUCAGGUCCUUCUUGAUAUUGGUAACCUUUUGAGUGAAAUUCCUUCUCAAUCUGAGAUAGAAAAGUAUGUCACAAAUGACCAUGUCGAUUUUCCUAACAUAUUACCCAAAGAUAUUAACAAUCAGGCUCAGACAAUUUUAAAUUUUUGGAAUGUCAAAGGUAAAGUUCAUAAAAGAGACUGGCUGGUUUGGAGUCAACAUAAACAGGCAUUAUUUUGCUUUCCAUGUCGAUUAUUUUCUGAUAAUAUUUCCAAAAGCUCUGUUACUGAGAGAAAUUUAAGUUCGCGAUCAGUAUUUGCUUCACUUGGUGGAUAUGCAGCAACUGGUAAAUGGCGAAAAAUAUUAGAUGUUAUCCUAUUUUUGGGUGAACGUGGAUUGGCUUUUCGGGGAUCCUCCCAGCGAAUUGGAGAUGUAGGUAAUGACAACUUUUUGGGUCUUAUAGAGUUACAUUGGGACCCUAUACUUAAAGAGCAUGUAUUGUCAGUGAAAGAAUUUCAGCGAAAAGGCAAAAGACUUCAAGUUCAUUAUCUAUCAGGUGAUAAUCAAAAUGAAUUCAUUGCAGUAUUCUCAAAUUUUUUGCGACAGCAUGUUUUACAAGAAAGAAGAUCUACUAAGUAUUUCGCAAUAAUGGUAGAUGCAACACCAGACUCGUCACAUACAGAGCAAACAACAUUCAUAUUACAAUAUGUAACAUUAAAAGAUUCACAAUAUGAAAUUGUUGAACGAUUUCUAACAUAUGUAGAUUGCAACAAUAAAACUGAAAUAUCUCAAAUGAUAGUGGAAACAUUUCAACAUAACUCCAUUCCUCUCUCAGAUUGCAGGGCACAAGCAUAUGACAAUGGAUCAAAUAUGGCUAGAAAAUACAAUGGUGUGCAAGCUAAAAUACUUCAGUUAUGUCCAUUAGCACUAUUUUCCCCUUGUGGAUGUCACACACUUAAUCUUGUGGGAAAUGAUGCGGCAGAAUGUAUUCCUGAAGCUGUAACAUUUUUUGGAACGAUUCAAACAGUAUAUAAUUUUUUCAGCUCAAGUCCAAAACGAUGGGAGAUAUUAUCAAAACACAUCAAUUGCUCACUAAAAGGAAUGUCGCAUACAAGGUGGUCAGAUCGUGUUGAAAGUGUCAAACCUUUUGCAGCACAACUUCCUGGGAUUAAAUUGUCAUUGGAAGAGCUUUUAGAAUUAAAUUUGACUUCUAAAACAAGAGCUGAAGUAGAAGGUGCCUUAUAG
Messenger RNA from Hydra vulgaris (swiftwater hydra), 1290 nucleotides. RefSeq lists its product as uncharacterized. Lineage: Eukaryota; Metazoa; Cnidaria; Hydrozoa; Anthoathecata; Hydridae. The record is from RefSeq and is a predicted model, not a curated record.